ACAACAAAGGCUUUGGGCUAGGCAAGGAGGAGAAGGAGGAGGAGGGGGGGAAGGAGAGCAGAGGAAAGAAUCUAACUUGAGUGAAAUUUAAGCGGAUGAAGAAGACAAUACAUCAAUGCAGGCUAACGGUUUUAGUGUGUGUGAAAGAGUGUAAGGAAGAAAGAGCGAGAGAGGGAGAGUGAGUGAGUGUGGAAAUGCGACAAUAAAUUAGCUGUAAUCUGCACCUUGUUAUUUGCACCUGAAUCGAAAGUGGUUUAUAUAAAUACAUAUAUUUUUUUGCUAUAACAAUAAAUAACAACCAAGCGAGUAAUCAAAGUUAAUUUACCAACACACGAAAAAGUAAACGCAAAUUCUAUUUACGCAAAAUACUCAACAAGAGGGCAAAUAGAAAGAAGAGGAAGAGCAGGCGGAUAAGUAGGCAACACAAGAAUUAGAAGCAGCAGCCGCAGCAAGCAGCGCAAACAGGAUACUUAAAAUAUCAAGGCAAAUACAGGCACACGCACACACACAUACAUACUUACCCCGACGGAGGUUCAUAUUUUUGGCCAAAAAAAAAACCACCGCACGAAAUAAAUAUAAAAUAAACCCAACAACGGUGAGGUGUAUGGCCCAAAGGCAAGGCAAACAAACAGAGCCGAAAAAAGAAAAGGAAAGCCGAAACAGAAACUGAAACAGAAAGAUGCCAAAAUGCUGGACAGAGAUUGAUGCUGGCUGCCGACGAACAGCAACAACCACAUUAACGACAACAACAAGAACAACAAGACAACUGCAAUAACAAUAAUAAGGCCAGGAAAAACGACAAGCAACAACAACAGUGACAACCGCCAAAUGUGAGCAGACAAGCGAUAGCAAUUGAGAUAUAUUCUUUCCGCCAAAUCGCUUCGAUUAAGUCAUGAACGCACUCGAUAUGAAUAAACAAUUUCUGAGCGUCUCGCAGGACCAUCAGCAUCAGACGACCUCGGUGGCAGACCAGCGGAGUCGCUCAAGAUCGGAGCGUGCCUCGAGCCUGGCCCUGCCCCUCAACUCCCUGCUGGACUUCUACGACAAGCAACAGGAGCAGUGCAAGUCGGUCACCCUGCUGCCAUUGCCCAGCAACAGCAACAUCGACAACAUCUGCAACAGCAGCAACAGCAACAUCGUGCGGCGACACUCCUCCCACUACUAUCCCAUGCUCGAGGACAAGCAGAAGCCGUCGCAGCUGCCCCAGGCAGCCACCGAAAUGCUUGUAAACAUGACGGAGCAGAAAUAUGGCCAGUCAGCGCACCAGGGGGCCAUGGCCAUCGGAGGAGGAGGAGGAGGCAGGCAGUUCCACCAGCAGCAGCAGCAGCACUUGGUGCGGGUGGACACCCCAGUGACGCCUCCGCCGCCCAUUCCGCGUCGUCUGCUGCGCGGCAAGUCCGCCUGGCAGGCGUCAACGCCCCACCCACUUCCUAAUCCACUGCCCCUGCCCCUUUCGGCUGGCGGACAGGAAGGCGCCCACGGCACGGGCACGGUGUUUGUCUAUCCGCAGCCAACAAACGUGACCGCAGAGGCAGUGGCUCGGGGAUCAGGCGACGCAGGAGGAGGAGGAGUGGCCGGGCUGCAAUCAGCGCUGCUUGUUGACAUAGCCACACGUCCUGCGACCGGAUGCGGAUAUGCGGAUGCCGAUGGGAUUUCCGACGACGACCGCAUGAGUCUGGAGAACUCGGUGUUCGACGAGUCGCUAACCUCCACGCCCGUCAAGGUCGCCGGCUAUCUGGCCGGUCGCUACUCGGGCAUGGGCCACAUGGCCAAGCGGGCGCAGCGCUCCUCCAGCAGCACCGUGGACUCGGCCUACGGCUCAUCGCUGGGCGGGCACAGCGAGCGCUUCGCCAGCAGCUCGACCAGCGUGGACUUUCGCAGUCGCUUCUCCUCGGUGGACACGCAGUCCUCGCUGGACGAGAAGAACCUGUCCAGCUCGAUUGACUCACCUUUGGCCAGAGAUACCAGGGAUGCGUACAGGGAGCGAACAACCGUUCUCAACGAUGCCAUGCACAAGCUGAACAACAACAAUACCAGCCUGGGAUUGGCCCUCUAUCCGGCCAGUAAUAAUAACAACGGAGGAUUAUCCGAUGGCUCCAAGUUGCCAGCGGUUCCUGCCCGCAAGCAACCGCCUCCGUUGAAAAGCAGCGGCAACAGCAACAACUCGAUGGGCGAUGGCCAGAGCUCUCAGAGCUCCAAGGAACCCAGCAGCGUCUCGGCUUCGGCCUCCACUUCGUCCGCCGCCUCGGCAGGAUCCAGCACGAUUUCCAGUGGCACCAUGUCCUCCCUGUCCGGGCCAUGCCCACCCAACGAGUCGAAUACCAAACGUCCAGGGCCUCCGGAGCCACCGUUGCGUCAGGCCAAUGUCUUUGAGCAGGGGGAGAUGGGCUCGCGGGGUCAUCCGCCGCCUCCGCUGACCGUAAGGAAUAAACUGGGUCGCAACAACAAGCCGCCGCCCAUCACCUAUCCAAGGAUGCAGCAGCGCCAGGACUCCACGCUGUCCAGCGACAGCUACUCGAUCAGCUCCAGUCCGGGCUACAAUUCCAAGCUGAUGGAGGCUCCGCUGCUGGGCUCGGGACGCAAGUCCAAUGCUCCUGGUUCGGCACAGCGACAGACGCCCCUCAUGGAUUUGGCACCAACGCGAUUUUUAAGCGGAGGUAGUGGAAGUGGCAAGCAGGCGCCAGCAGUGCCGCCGCCAAGGGGCAAGAUCAACUUCAGGCAGGACUCGACCAUCUCGAGCGACAGCUUCAGCCAGACCUCGAGUCCGGGCUACAAUCCCAAGCUCAUGGAGGCACCGCUGCUGCCCUCGUUGUCCGCCAAGCGAUUGUGCAGUGCCCCAGCUCCAAUUGUGUGCCGCCAGGGAGUGCAGCACGAGCCCAUUGAGGAGCUGGAGCCGCCGCAGACGAUCUCGCCGCUCCACAAGACGGCUGGCCAGCCCAGCAGUCUGCAGACCAUCGUGCGCUUCCAGAAUGGAGCACCGCACACCAUGUCCUUGCAGCAUCAGAUCAUCAACCGACGGAAGAGCUCCAAUCCGUACAUCACCAACGGCCGCUUGAAGUUCCGCCUGUUCCAGAUCCUGAUCAACGCCUUCGCCCUGCUGGCUAUCGCCGGCGGACUGGCUGCCUAUUUCAAUGCCUAUCCGACCAUUAAGUUUGUGAACAAGACCAUCAUCAAUACGAUCCAUGUGGAGGACACCACGAGUUUCGGCAAGAAUCCAGCCCCGGGCACUUGCCUGCCCAUCAUUGUGCGGUUCUGCCAGGGUCCCCAGAUCCCCUACAACUACACCGUGUUUCCCAAUUAUAUCGGUCACUUUGGGCAGCUGGAGACGCAAACGGAUUUGGAUUCCUAUGAGGCGCUGGUCGAUGUGAGAUGUUACGAGCUGGUGUCCCUGUUUCUCUGCACGCUUUUUGUGCCCAAGUGCGGACAAAGCGGCGCCACUGUGCCACCUUGUAAGACCCUCUGCACGGAGACGAUGCGUCGCUGCGGGUUCUUUUUUGACGUUUUUGGUCUGAGUCUACCCGAGUACCUGAACUGCAAGCUCUUCAAGGACUUUCCCAGUCCCGAGGAUUGCGUGGGCGUGGAUGAGGUGCGCGAGGUGAUGAAAGCAGCCACGCAUCCCAAGUGCGAUGGCUUUCAGUGCGACCAGAACCGCUGCCUGCCGCAGGAGUACGUGUGCGAUGGCCACCUGGACUGCAUGGACCAGGCGGACGAGGCCAGGUGCGAACGGUGCGGUCCGGAGGAGAUCUACUGCGGUGACAGCCAGUGCAUCGGCACCAAGCACAUAUGCGAUGGGAUAAUCGACUGCCCUUACGGUCAGGAUGAGCGCAAUUGCUUAAGACUAAGUGAACGAAACGGCGAUGUGGGCACCGGUGUUCUGGAGGUCUAUCGCAUCGGUCAUCAGUGGAUGCCCGCUUGUGUGAAGAACUGGGAUCGAGCAGUCUCGCCCAGCGCCGUCUGCUCCAUUUUGGGCUAUUCGGCCGUGAAUGCCACCAGUGUCCUGACCCUACGUACUCAACGUCCGCUUCUCGCUUCGGUAAAUGUGUCCACCGACAUUUGGAAGAUGUACGCCAAAAGGAAGUCCACCUUGAUGCAAGAGUUCGCCAACUGCAAGAAGACGGAGGAUUAUCCGAUAGCCGAGCUCACGUGCUCUAAUUAUGAGUGCGGCCGAGUAAAGCGGGGCAGGCACAAGCCAUCGAGACGCAUCAUAGGAGGAACCCAAGCUAGUCCCGGAAAUUGGCCCUUCUUGGCCGCCAUUUUGGGUGGUCCCGAGAAGAUCUUCUACUGCGCCGGCGUCCUGAUAUCGGAUCAAUGGGUGCUUACAGCCUCGCACUGCGUGGGAAACUACAGCGUGAUCGACUUGGAGGACUGGACCAUUCAGCUGGGCGUAACGCGUCGCAACUCCUUCACCUACUCGGGUCAGAAGGUCAAGGUCAAGGCUGUCAUUCCCCAUCCGCAGUACAACAUGGCCAUUGCCCAUGACAAUGACAUAGCCCUCUUUCAGCUCUCGACUCGCGUUGCCUUCCAUGAGCAUCUUUUACCCGUUUGUUUGCCGCCGCCGAGCGUGAGGAAUCUGCAUCCUGGCACCCUGUGCACCGUCAUCGGUUGGGGCAAGCGGGAGGACAAGGAUCCCAAGUCUACAUACGAGUUCAUAGUGAACGAGGUGCAAGUACCGAUCAUUACGCGAAAUCAGUGCGACGAGUGGCUGGACAACUUGACCGUGUCCGAGGGAAUGGUGUGUGCCGGAUUCGAUGACGGCGGCAAGGAUGCCUGCCAGGGCGACUCGGGUGGUCCGCUGCUGUGUCCGUAUCCGGGUGAGAAGGAUCGCUGGUUUGUGGGCGGCAUCGUUUCCUGGGGCAUCAUGUGCGCCCAUCCCCGUUUGCCCGGUGUCUAUGCUAAUGUGGUGCAGUAUGUGCCCUGGAUUCAGGAGCAGAUCGCCAAGCAUGCGCGGCCCAUCAACGAGGAUCGGGUGAACAAGUACGACCUGCAUCCCGGUGGUCCCGACAUCCUGUCCAAAAUAGCCACUGAUCCGAUGCACGAGGGCAAGGCCCACCACUUUACCCAUGCCAGGACAGCGUCCAAAAACUAAUACUGAAACCGGAGCAUAUCCAUGAAACGAUUGCACAAAGUACUAAAAUAGAACAGAAACUAACACAGAACCGAUGAAUCCUGCGGGAUGCAUACAUAUAUUUUGCUACUGAACUUAGGGUUUUGGCCAUCCGGCUAACACCGAUUUGGGCAACAUAAUCAUGUGUCAAUUUGCCGAAUUUAUUUGUCAAUUUUUUUACAAAGAGAUUUUUAUGAACCUAAAAUCCAAGGAAGUAAAUAACCCAGACAAGCGGAAAAAAAUUAACCCAAAAUGGGUGCAACUCUUUGUCAAUGUAUAUGCGAUUUAUAUAUUUACAAGUAAAACGAAGAUAACCGUCAUGUACCCGAAUAUCUAACCAAUUGAUAAUUGUGUCUAAAUACCCCGAAACCCGGACAAUAAUUCGAUUUUGUAGCUGAAGUUUUGUGUUGAAAAAUUCCGGUCAAAAUGAAACUUGUAUUAUCAUAGGUAUUACUUCACAAGAAACUAAAUUACGAUUAACGAAGAAGGAAUUCAGAUAAAUAUUAUGAAGUAUAAAUAGUAGAACCACAACUAUUGAGUGUUGACAAAAUAAAACAGGAAAUAAGCAAAUCAAUUUUAGGAAAUGUGUAACUAUGUAUAUCUAAGCCACAGAAAAUCAAGGAAAAUUUGCUGAUCUUUGGCAUUUGAUGGACGUAGCCGUAAGCUUCUCUCCCAAUAUGCUGUCUUACAACCAUGAAACUAUCGAACAAUAAGAAAGUGCAGUUGACAAUAAUGAGAAAUGCACAAUAAGCAAAUAAUUGCAUCUAGCUGUAAGUCAUGAAAAUAAUAUGUAACUACAAUGCGUGGGUUUCAGCUUUAAAGAACACAAAAAGAAUGGUAUAAUAUCAAAUGGCGGAAGUCAGAAGGGAUUCGAAGGAGUAUACUUAUACACAUAGCAUACGAAAAUAUCGUGCUACUUAUGCGGUGAACUACAGAAGGUAUACACGCUUCGAUAGUGGAUAUGUCAAUGUAAUUUAAUAUUUAGAACUAUUUACACGCCAACGCAACUCGUUUGUCACGCCCCACUUAGACUGGCCGCUUUAGUCGAAGCUCA
Molecule: messenger RNA, 6158 nt
Organism: Drosophila takahashii
Lineage: Eukaryota; Metazoa; Arthropoda; Insecta; Diptera; Drosophilidae
Gene: Corin
Product: corin serine peptidase
Biological process (GO): proteolysis
Cellular component (GO): membrane
Molecular function (GO): protein binding; serine-type endopeptidase activity
Source: RefSeq, a predicted model, not a curated record